This is a messenger RNA of Lolium perenne, 6718 nucleotides long. Lineage: Eukaryota; Viridiplantae; Streptophyta; Magnoliopsida; Poales; Poaceae. The record is from RefSeq and is a predicted model, not a curated record.
UCUCAUAUUGACAUGACCAAGGCGGCGAUGCCACAGCCAUCCUUCAUCAUGUUUGGCCAUUAGACAUGUGGGAAGUGAUGGGCUCUCUAUUGAGAGGUCAACCACGUAAAGGUUGUUCUCCACAUAUCCAACAAGGACCAAUUUGAGAUUAUCACUCCUAAAGACUUUCACACAAUAAUUAGUAAAAUAUGAAUUAUAGCCGGCAUCUGCAAGGUGAUAUAUAGAAAGCAAGUUAUAGCCAAGGGAUUCAACAAGCAUGACCGUCUCAAGGCACAAGUCCUUAGAGAUUGCCACCUUGCCAUACCCAAGUACCUUUCCCUUUGAAUUGUCACCAAAGGUGAUGCUCGACUUCUUGUUAACAUCCUCUAUGAAUUGGUCAAGCACACCUCUUCCUCCGGUCAUAUGAUUGAUGCAUCCACUAUCAAACACCCAUUUUGGACCACCGGAGGAAUACCCCUACAAAAUCAAGUAGAGGUUUUAGGAACCCAUCGAUUAAUGGGUUCCUUUGUAAUGGUAAAAAGAUCUUUUGGUACCCAAAUUGAGUAUCCUCUAUAAGCAUAGCCACUACGAGGACCAACAUAGUUAGCAUAAACAUCACCAUAAUAAUCAACAAAUAAAUCAUAGUGAUUGUUAGGUCCCGUGCGGUCACCACUACUGGCUUUGCCCUUUGAGGCUUUGCCAACAUUAGUGACCUUCUUGUUCUUCUCUUGAGCGGGUUUCUCCUUCUUGUAGUUAUUCUUCUUGUAGGGCUUGGGAGCAUACCCAAGUCCGUACUUUUGAUUGUUUGACCUUUGCUUACUCAAAAGGUCAUCCAAUCCCAUCUUAUUCUUAGCGGUAGUGAACUUAGCUAGUUCCUUUGUCAACCUAGCAUUUUCCUCAAGAAUAGUUGCUUGCUCACAAGCCAAUUCAGUUGGAUGAUAGUUGAGACCAUAUUUGGUCACCAAGGAUUCAAGAUAUGUAUUGGUCUCAACAUACAAAGAUAGUUCCUUUUGCAAACGAACAUGUUCCUCAACAAGUUUGUCAUGCUCACAAGUAAAUGAGGUGGAGGGACUAGCAACAUUUUCAGCAAUAAUGGGAUCAUUCAUUGAUCCAAGAGCCUUCUUGUAGGUUUCUUGGAGUAGGUCAUGUGUUCGGGGGAUGACCCCCGGUAGGUCAAGACUAUGGCAAAUAUGCCAGGAUAAGCUAUUUGUAUACCGGAUUAAUGUUUUAUCCGGAUUCUGAAAGCUAGGUUUAACAGUGCUAAGUUGAUACUGUCCGGUAUACCAGGAGGGGUAUGCCGGAGUACGGGAAGCAGGUGAUAUCUAAGCCUGUCGAUAUACUCAAGAGAAGAGUUUGAGAUACAAAGGGAAAGAAGCCGGGGCUCACAGGUAAAGAUACCGGAGAACCGACAUAAGCUCAACUGUAGCAUGUCGACACCCCGGUCAAAGAUUCCCUCAAGGACCAAAGGACAAGAUGAGCGAAGCACUUCAUCUUUAAUCGAAGCCCUGACGUCAAAGCAGAAGCUGGCGAUAAAGAUACCGGAAGAGAUCAUCAGCCCUCUGAUUAAAGACAGAAGCGUCAUCCCUGGAGCCAAAGUAGAUUUAUAAAGUAGCUUAGGGCAGCAAAGAUACCCCUAGAUUCCUUCUCUUGUAAGCCUCCUCUCCCCUAUAUAAGGAGAGGAGGGGCACCCCUGUGCGGGGGACGAAUAAACGGAUGAAUAGAUGAGCAUUAAAUGAUCGACCCUUGGGCUGUAGGUUCUCACCUUGUAGUCCGUACAUCUUCAACCUCUGGCCUUUGGCCAAGUUCUUGAGAUCAAUACAAGCCUGAGUUCAAUCUCCUUUUCCCUCUAAUCCUUCCCCUCACCCGGAUCCUCAAGCGUACAUCCGGCCCCUAUCUUAAGCCUACCCAUGGCAUCUGUUGUUCCACCACGAUGGCAGUUGGCGCCCACAGUUUGGUUAGUGUUUGGUUAGGGUUAGAACAUGUACUUAUCGAUUUAAUAUUUUGCAAAAAUAAUGGAUCCAUUAUUCCAUCGAGACUUCGAAUAGGAAGACAUAGUCGAGGACAUAAUCCGCGAAGCCGAUCUAGAAGGCGACCGAGAAGCCGACGGCUCCGGUGAUGGACAAGACGAAUUCUUCGUUGAUGGAGAAGACCACGACUCCGGUGAUGGAGAUGACCACGGCUCCGAUGAUGGAGAAGCCGACGGCUCCGGUGAUGGCGAGGUAUAUGAUCACUAAAUGUAUUAAUGGAAUUCUAUAUGUACAUGUAUAUAAAUUAAUUAAUUUUUAUUCUCUUAGGCCUCCCAAAAUAAGUUGGACAAACGAGGCCCGGCAAAGAAGUUGGGCAAAGAUGACCACUGGACAAUUACAUGUAUAUCACCUAAAGGCCAACCGCUGGAACCCGCACAAGCCGCAACGAUAUUUAAAAAUCAGUGCGGAGUUAUGGUUAGGGAUCGCAUCCCGAUCACUAUUAGAGAAUGGAACAAGAGCAAGAAGGUGCCCGAAAGUGAGGUUGCCGAUAGGUACAAAGACAAGCUUUUUGAUGACCUCAUGGCACAUUUCACCUUGCCAGAAUUGGGAUCGCAGACUGAGAUGGACAAGCAGAGGCAGCUAGUGAAGAAGUGGGCUCUUCAGAAGAUGGGGGAACUUUUCCAGGCGUGGAAGAACCGGUUAUGGGCAAAUUAUAAGGAGGACAACAAGCCUCCAAAAUUCGAAGGCUAUCUAUCGAAGCAGGAGCAUAACUGAGGUGCAUUUGUGAAGUACAAGAGCUCAGAGGAUGCUGUGGCAUUGUCAAAGAAAAACAAGAAGAAUGCAAGCGAAAAGACAUAUCACCAUCAUACGGGGCGAGGGGGCUACCAAGUAGCCAUGCCUAAGUGGGAAGCACAAGAGGCUGAGAUGCAGCGGAAUGGGAUCAUUCCAGAACCCAUCUGAGAAAACUGGGACUUGAGGGCUCGAAAUUGGUUCCUUGCGCAUGGCUGUGAGUAUGACAUGCGGACAGGGGACCUUGUUCAAAGUGACAGCAAGGUUAAGAUACCCAGGGAAAAAUGGCUUGAAGUGACGGCAGCUAUUAAAUCGGGAAAAUUGAAGUUUGUUCCCGAUAGAGAGAAAGACUUGCUGACGCUUGUCCUCGGUAAUCCUGAAAAGGGAGGACGAACAAGAGGUUUCGGCCCUAGUUAUCCGUGGUCGCUUGGGUUUCCGGACGACGCGGAGACUUAUAGAAGCCGAGCGAGAGCAAAACAACGCCAGCUGGAGGUGCAGAAUGACCGGAUGACCGAGUUCCAACGCCGACUUGACCAUCAGCAGUGGGAGAUUCAGCAGCAGCAGCGGGAGAUUGACGAACUUAAAGGACGACGCGAGCCAGAUAAUACCGCCGGCAUAUCUCAGCGGCGAAGCAGCAGCGUGGCUGACUCGGAGGCCCCGCCUGAAUGUACACGGAUGAUAGAUGGCGGUCCUGGCUACCCCGUGGAUGGAAUCAAGGAGAAAACACCUUGUGAUCUCCAUGAGGUGUUAGGAACAUAUCUCUUAAGGUGGCGGUCGGCUAUGUUUUACCUGCAUUAGGACCUGAAGGUGAGCUGGCACUAUGGCGUGGCAAUGAGAUUCCAGCUGGCUAUGCUCGUGUCGGGGUGGAUUCAAUUGUACCAACGUUUGAGUCAUUGUAGCUUGAAAUCCCGGGAGGUGAAGGUCAGGUUACACUCGAAGACGUACUGGGUGACCUCAUUCUUUGGGAGAAGAAAAACAUCAGGCUUCCAGGCUAGGUACCCCCUAGUAGUCAUCGCAUGUCAGCAUCACCUCCUCCAAGUGAUCGCAGGUCACCAUCACCUCCUCCGAGUGGUCACAUGCCACCAUCACCCCAUGAGUAUGACCACCACAUCCCUAGUCCAUCUCCAUCUCCUGCGCUGCCGCCUGCGCCCACUAAGACUCGGCAUGCACCCAAGCGGAAGAGUUUCAAGAGUCUUGUCCGCCGACUGUCGCCCCUCCCAAGAGUACCAAAGGUUCCUCCCCCCCGUCCUUACGAUCUUACUGAAGAGGAAACUGAUGCCGUUGUAAAGAAACACAAUCAUGAGCAUUUUCAUAAGGAGAAACCCAAGCCCCCAGCACCAUAUACAGGGAAGCAAAAAAGCAUAUGCUCUUGAUUUUCUGAACACACCAUCGCAAUAUGACUUACACGAGAAGAAGGAUGACUAUACACGCACACUUGCGAAGGUAAUUGAGCAGAGCAAUGAGAAGGAUAGUGCUAGCACGAGCAAAUCAUCAACUAGAAGUGUAGCCGGGAAGCAAUCGAGUGCACCCCUCAAGGCCAAGCAAGCGACGACAACAAGCACGAAAAGAAAGAAAGUUCCCCAGCUCGGAGAACAGACCAAACAAUCGAUCCCACACAUCAAAGUGUUAGAUGUUCCCUCGGUGUACCAGGGACAUGGUGGCAUCGAUAUGGAAGAAACCUUGAAGCUAGUGGCUCAAAUAGGCUGUACUGUGGAGGAAUUGCUGGGUUCCCAAGAUGGUGCACUACCCAUUGCUGAUAUAGCCCCUAAAUUUGUCUACGGGGCCGACUUGGUCAGCAGAGAGCGGCUGCAUCAACUGCCAACUCAUAUGCGGAAUUUGCAUCAGUGGUACCUUGAUGUGUGCAAGGAGAACACGACAUUCAUCGUGGCGAAUAUCCCAGAUGCAUAUUACUUCCGAAGGGAGGUUCUCCAUAUUGAGAUUUCCGAACUCUGGCAGUUAUUCAAUUUAGACUCCCUCGACAAAUCUCUCAUGAGCUGCUAUUGCUUACUGAAGAUCGAUGAAUGCAGAAUAAAGAAUAUAAUCAAUACUGGGUUUGUUGACCCAAAUAAAGUACAUCAUGACACGGAAUAUUCCAUAGGUACUACUUGUGUUGGAUUCAAGUAUGGAUGCCAUGAAGAUACAAGGUUGACCAAUACAAAGAGUGAAGAAUAGAUUCAAGUUUGGUCAACACAUGAAGCAUGAAGAAUGUGCCACAUAAAGUCAUGUGGUAUGGUAAGCCUUGUCAAUUAUGCUUUAUGAACUAACCCAUCAUAUAUGUGCACUUGUGUUGUCCAUGUGGGUUAGGUAUCUUUCCAUGGGCAUGCAUCAAAAGUGAGAUCUCAUAUAGCCCAUGAGAGGAUGACAUCAAGUGGUGAUCGUCAUCAAGGUUGAGUUGGGCAAGUUCAAGUUGAGCAUCUCAAGAGGAUCAUAUGCUUGAAGCUUGCCGUCCAUUUGGUGAUAAUGGACAUGUGAAGAUGUGCAUCAAUGGAGCUUUCCCAUCAUGGUGUAUGUGGGAGCAUUUGUGAGUCUUCACAAAGCAUCAAUGAUGAAGUGAGGCAUUUCGGCUUGAGUGGAGCUUGAAGAGCUAUCGUCAAGAUCAAGCGGGAUGCGCAAGGCAAAGGUAUGGCCUUGCUAGGUUUUUUCCUUUUACCGGUCUCAAGGUGGUUGAUGGGAGACCGGAUUAUAGGAUAGAUAGCCGCACUAUCAAGAGGGGCUUUCGGUUGGGUAACUUGAUCACAUCGUCUUAGGGAGCUCAAUCCUUUGCAUACUUUGCAUAUCCCUAUUGCUUCUUGGUGUUUCUCUGUGUGAGGUUCUUGAGCUUGUUGCUAGCUUUACAACAAGCCCAAGUUCAUCGAAAACGGAAUCCGCAUGCAUCUUCUAUUGCGUUUUCGAGUUUGGACGUCUUCACCGUUUCUUGACGGUGGGAGACUCCCUCUCUAAAAUCAUACAAAAUUGGUUUCAUGUCAAUCGGGGUCCGGACACAAAAGUUAUCACAGUUUUUAUAAACAUGUUUUAUCCGGUCUGUGGCCCGGUCAACCGGCCAUGCAACCGGGUGGUCCGGUCAGGAGCCCGGCCAACCGGGUUCUGGACCGGAUGCGCCCGGCGCCGACCGGGCCCUGGUCCGGUGCAAUCCGGGCGCUAUCCAGGGGACUUUACCUGUCGCCCGGUCGCCGCCCGGUCAGGCGCCCGGUUUGGACCGACGGUUCCGGUCACAGGCCCGUUCUGACCGGGCUCUCGACCGGACCGCCCGGUCCCAGAUCCGGUCAACCGGAUUCCUCGAAGCUUUGCCCUCCCCAACGGUUAUUUUCUCCCUUUAGCUAUAAAUAGCCCUUCUUCCACCUUGGGCUGAGUUAGUUCUUCCCCUUCUCCACCUCCAUUGUUGCUAUUUGAAGAACUUGCUUCCCCUCUUGAUUCCUCCCAUGAUUCUUGCCCAUUCUUGAGGAUUUGAGAGAGGAGAUCUAGAUCUACAUUCCCCACCAAUCAAUUUCUCCUCUAAGUGAGGGAAACCCUUUGGAUCUAGAUCUUGGAGUCUUUUGUUGACUUUCCCCAUUGUUCUUCCUCUCUAAUCUCAUCCUAGCAUUUGUUGCUUGGGUGGGAUUUGAGUGUGAAGGACUCGAACACCUCUAGUGUUCUUGCUUUGCAUCAUUGCAUAGUGUUGAGCUCUCCACCACGAUUAGUUCGAGUGAGAGACCGUGAGCUUGUUACUCUUGGAGGGAGACCUCCUAGUUGGCUUGGCGGUUGGUGCCCCGGUGAUCUCUUCAAGGAAGAUUGUGAAGAGGCCCGGGCUUCUCCUUCGUGGAGCUUGUGAAGUGGUUGUGGAGCUUGCCAUCUCCGGAGUGGAGGAAAAGCUAACCAUAAGGAAAGGGCCAUUAUCCUUCGUGGGUGUGGCUCGGAGAAUAGGGUGAGCCUUCGUGCCGUUGGGGAAUCCUUCGUGGGACCUCCACUCCUCCAAACGUGACGUACCUUCUUGCAAAGGAAGGGAA